This is a messenger RNA of Drosophila mauritiana, 2797 nucleotides long. RefSeq lists its product as uncharacterized. The transcript has 6 exons. Gene Ontology annotation, molecular function: ubiquitin protein ligase activity; zinc ion binding; MHC protein binding. The record is from RefSeq and is a predicted model, not a curated record. NCBI's taxonomy places the organism in Eukaryota, Metazoa, Arthropoda, Insecta, Diptera, Drosophilidae. Gene Ontology annotation, cellular component: cytoplasm; late endosome membrane; lysosome. The coding region runs from base 632 to 2497 and encodes 621 amino acids. Gene Ontology annotation, biological process: immune response; antigen processing and presentation of peptide antigen via MHC class II; protein polyubiquitination.
AUUGUGUAGGCGCAGUCACACUGGUCGCGUCGCUCGUAGGAAUCGUGUAAGGAUAUGUCUCCGUGUUUAGCUAAAUAAAAUACAUAAAAUAUAUGUGCAACUCUUAAAAGCAUAGCCAUUUAGCGUAGAGUAGUGGAACGAACAGCUCGUACCGGGCCAGAAACAACAAAUUAACAAGCAAACGCACUAAAGUUUGUCGCGCAUAAGCGGAAUAAAGAUAUAAUAAUAGACCAGCUACCAACACAAACAAACACACACACGGCCAGAAGUUCGUUGGCGUUGAAAGGGAAAAAUACCGAAAUGAAAGGAGAAUAACAGUGCAAUAGAUUCGGUUUACAUUGUGCAAAAAAUCGAAGUAGCCCCUGCCAACAGGGUCGCUAAAAAUAAAGAAGGCGACGACAGCCUCUGUUUAUCGUUGGGAAUAAACAAAUAUAUGGCCAGCGGAGGAGAAUCAUAACAAAGGCGCAAGACUAGCCAGCAUAAAAGACAAAGGAGCUCUCUCCCCCGACGUCACCCCCUACCAAUUUGGGGUUGAAAACCCCCCCUCGCGUUGCGGUGCAGCAUCGCCUCGACUAUGCGAUACCCUGCAAUCUAGUUUUUAGUGCUAUAGAGAGAGAAAGUUACGAACAAAAUGCCUUGCGACAACGCCAAAACCAAUUCGGAUAUCGAGCAUGUGGAUUGGAAUUCCGGCCAGCACUAUGCGAAUGUCAGAUUCGGUUCGGGCAGCAGCCAGGCAUCGCAGAACAGCGGCGACAUCUGCCGCAUCUGCCAUUGCGAGAGUGAUCCGCAGAAUCCGCUGCUCACGCCGUGCUACUGCUCCGGCAGUCUGAAGUACGUGCACCAGGCGUGCUUGCAGCAGUGGCUCACCGCCUCCGAGACGAACUCCUGCGAGCUCUGCAAGUUCCCCUUCAUCAUGCACACCAAGAUCAAACCCUUCAACGAGUGGCGCAGCCUUGACAUCUCCGGCAUUGAAAGGCGGCGGCUGUGCUGCUCCGUGCUGUUCCACUGCGCCGCAGCCCUAUGCGUCAUCUGGUCCCUCUGUGUGCUCAUCGAGCGGGCCGCCGACGAUGUCCAGCGUGGCCUAAUAGACUGGCCCUUCUGGACAAAGCUGGCCGUUGUCACCGUGGGCCUUACCGGCGGAAUAGUCUUCAUGUAUAUCCAGUGCAAGGCAUAUCUUCACCUCUGUCACCGCUGGAAGGCACGCAACAGAAUUCUACUGAUUCAAAAUGCGCCGGAAAAGAUACAUCCAGUGGCACCUCCAUCCCCAGUGGCCGCCCAUCAUCAGCACUUCAGUGAGCCACUGGCUCAUGCCGGAUCGACGAGCGGUGCAGUGGAAAUCAAUGCCAGCGGUGCGGCCGGAGGAUACUGUGCCCACGAGGCGAACUGUGCCUCAAUGGAUAAUGGUGGCGGCGGUGCAGAAAUGGGUCUACAUCAGCAAAUGCAGCGCCUACUAAACGCCUCGCCCCAUCAUAUGCUCCAAAUGGCCGCAGAACUAGAGGUGCCGCACAGCAGUAGCAGUGCCUGCACGCAGACGGAGGACGGACAUGGCCACCAGCGGCACCAGCAGAUGCAGCAGAGCGGCCAGCAAUUGGGCCAAGUGGCGGUGGCCGCCAACAUCGAGUGCUCGCAGUCACAGCACAAUUACGAUCGCGACUGGGCCCUCGAUGAUGUGGUCUCGCAGAUCUCAUCAUUCCGGCCCUGUCCUCAGGGAUCGGGCAGCAUGACGCCCUUCCACGACUCCAUACACAACGUGCUGGAGCACUCGGAGGGCUCUAGUCGCGGCUCUGCUACGGAUCUGUGCGCCGGAUCACGGCAGGAUCUCAGUGCCAGCGGCAUUUCCACGGAUACAGGCCGCGAGCACGCUCUGCAACUAAGCAGCUUCAGUGGUAGUGGCGAGCACAAGGCUCCCUCGAUCAGUUCCGGAGUAUCUCAUGCGGUAGCCAACGGGCUAGGCGGAUUUGUUUACAAGCCGCACCAGACCAAGCGCUACUCCAACUCGUCCAUCUUUCUCGAGAACCGCGAUGUGCUGAGCGAUCAGACCAGCGUGGGUCCCGAUACUGCCGUACAUCCUUACGAUUACAGCACGCCGCCAAAGAUCGACUACCGUCACUCUGGGAUAAUGGGCGUGGAUUUGCCCAUUGGUUGCUGCACCACUGAUUGUUUAGGUGGUCAGCAGACGAAGGAGGAACUUCGUCGCUACUCGGAUCCCAAGCUGAAGCCCGGCGAAGCGGAUACCGUGCUGGAUAUCGACCUGCCCACAUCGCCACUAUCACCACCUGCCGCCUAUGCCAGCAGCCAGCAGAAGCAGCGGAAUUCCCGUCAGCAUCCACAUCCGCUUGUGAUCUCCUCAUCCUUUGACCGCGGAGUGAAUGGGGUCAGCAGCAGCAAGAGCAGCAGGGGCUACGGUCCCUCGGACGCCCAGGUGGAUAGAUCGCGGCUCAGUUUCAAGUCGUUGCCAAAUCUCAGCAGCAGCUGCGAAAGCCUACUCCAGAAGUGAAUGGAGUAUCCUGCCCAACUGAUCUGAUGUGAUCCACUAUGAUCUGCGCGCUCUCUCUCCCCCCAAUAAGCUCUGCUCUCAAGUAUUCACCGCUGGUCGACGGAGACCCCGAGAUCCACAUAGAAAGUAAAAUCGAAAUACUAUUUUUUAUACCGCACACCAAGGGGCUUCAAAAGCCAGAUCGUGGCCAGCGGCCCAACAAUCCCUAUGUUCUCCUCUUUAUAUAGCAAAGCCCAUAAACAAUUUGAGACUGCAAUGAUUAACACAAAACACAAAAAAAAAACAAAAGAUAACUUAAAA